Messenger RNA from Schistocerca cancellata (South American locust), 387 nucleotides. Its product is annotated as serine/threonine-protein phosphatase 6 regulatory ankyrin repeat subunit B-like. The record is from RefSeq and is a predicted model, not a curated record. Gene Ontology annotation, molecular function: protein binding. Bases 1 to 387 code for a protein of 128 amino acids. The transcript has 2 exons. Lineage: Eukaryota; Metazoa; Arthropoda; Insecta; Orthoptera; Acrididae.
AUGGGGCAGCUGGAGUGCGCCGCUCUGCUGGUGGACGCCGGGGCAAGCCUUGAGGCAAGGAACAACCAAGGCGCGACGCCACUGCUCAUGGCAGCCACUCAAGGAAGGGACACGGUGCUGAGGGAGCUGCUCGCUCGGGGAGCGGAUGCGACGGCCUCGGACAGCUACGGUAGGACGGCGCUGCACCUGGCGGCCGAGGGGGACCACGCGGAGUGCGUCAGGGCGCUGCUGGAGGUACUGAAGAGGGGCGACCGCGAGCGCGCCACCCAGGGGGGCGCGACCGCCCUGCUGGCGGCGGCGGCGGCCGGCAGCCGCGCAGUAAGUCCUCCCCACCUGCUGCGCACUGCUGCUCUGCGCUCCCCGGCACACUGUGCAGUUAGCGUCUAG